ACCAACGGAGGCAGCCUUCAGCCUCGCGCCUUUACCUCUCUGCCCUUCCCACCUGCUAUGUCGCGCUGAUCCCGUCUCGUCCCCGAAUCAAUCGCGAAUCCCAUCUCCCCAAUCGCGACUUCUCUCCCAACAUGGCUGCAGUUUACGCCAAUGGCGCGAAUGGCGUGAACGGCGCUGGCAGCAUGUUCCCACCGCCGCGCUACUCGGACGUGCCCAGCUCCAUCACCAUCUCCGUCGCCGAUGAGGAAGGAGGCCAGCUCGAUGUCGAAAUUCCCCUUGACGAGCAGAUCCAGGACGACCCAACCGAGCUAUGCGACAUUCUAGAGGCCGAGAAGAGCGCGACGUCGACGUGGGUCCAGGUCGCCGUGGCCUAUGCGAAGCGCAAGAGGAUAGAGACGGCCAUAGACGUGCUGCGCCAGGCCACCGAAGUCUUCAACCGCGCGCGCGGCGAAGACAGGCUCAGCAUCCUCAACGGCCUCUGCUGGCUGUACCUGCUCAAAUGUCGCGAAGCACCGCGCGUUAGGCCUCAAAACGCAGAUUCAGAUGUGAAACUCAAAGAGUACUGGAUCCAGUCGGCCACCGGCGUACUCAACGAUGCCUCCCGUAUCAGCCCCUCGCACCCCCCGUUGUUCCUCGCUCGCGGUGUUCUAUACCUGCUCAGGGCCUCACUCCAGGGCCCUGCGACUGCGGCCGGCUCCACUGUCAGCCCCGAGCGCAUGGAGACGCUCAAGCAGGCAGCCAAAUGUUUCGAGGACGCGCUGAGGGCAUCCGGCGGCAGGAACCUCAUGGCUAAAAUGGGCAAGGCCCGCGUUCACUACUCCAUGGGCAAGUGGGCAGAAGCCUUAAAGGGAUACCAAAACAUCCUCGAGAGCUCGCCGGACCUCCUCGAUCCAGAUCCACGCAUUGGUAUCGGCUGCUGUUUCUGGCAACUUGGCCACAAGGACGAGGCUGCCAGCGCCUGGCAGAGGUCUCUCGAGCUCAACCCAAGUUCCAAGAUCGCUUUGAUUCUACUGGGCAUCUACAACUUCCAGCAGACCGCCAACCUUUCCACCUCCGACCCCAAGUUUGCCGCACUGAUCAAGAAGGCGACUGGUGAAUACAUUCAGCCCGCCUUGAAGAUCGACAACCAGUACCCCCUGAGUUGUGCCACAGUCGGUAGCUACCUUGCUCUGAGGAGAGAUGUCGCCAAAACCGAAGACGUAGCGAAACGCGCCAUCGAACUCACCGACACCAACGCCAUAGCCAGCGAUGGUUGGUACCUACGAGCCAAGGUCGCGCAUCAACAGGACAACACUUCACUUGCGGCAGAGUACUACCAGAAGUCUGAUCAGGCCCGUGGAGGCGAGGAGCGGGGUUUCAUACCAGCCAAGUUCGGACUGGCCCAGAUGAACGUCUUGAUGAACAACUACGAUGGCGCCAAAUUCCGCCUCGAGAAGAUCCUCCAACAAUCGCCCAACGUCGAAGCCCAGACACUGCUUGGUACUCUCUUCGCUGAAGACGUUUUCGCCGCUCAGAACAACAAGUCCACAGAGGACAAAUCCGCUGAGUUGAAGAAGGCAUUGAAAUAUCUUGAGAGCGUACAGAGCGCAUGGAAGGACCCCAAGAAGAAGGUCAUCCCUGACCAGUCGGUUUUGCUCAACCUGGCUCGACUUUAUGAGAACGAUCACCCCGAGAAGAGCCUGAAGUGUCUGGAGGAAGUGGAGCAAAUGGAGAUCGAAGCCAUCCCAGAGGAGGAUUACCCAGAGGGCGUCGAAGAGGGCGCCGAACUCACAGCAGCACUUCGCCAACUCCUGCCGCCACAGCUACUCAACAACAUGGGCUGCUUCCAUUUCCAGGCCGAGCGCUACGUGCGAGCUCAGGAACUCUUCCAGGUGGCUCUCAACGCCUGCGUAAACGCCGAGAACCGCGACGAUACAAUCGACACGGAUGCACUCGUUACCUCGAUCAGUUUCAACCUUGCCCGAACUUACGAAGCCGAGGGCCAAGCGGAGGAGGCAAAGAAGGUGUACAACAGUCUGCUUCAACGACACCCUGAUUACGUCGACGCGCGGAUUCGCCUUACCUACAUUGCGUUGAGGGAGAACCCACAAGAUGAGGGCCCUAGAGCAAUGAAGGAUCUCUUCAAGGAGAAUGAAGACAAUGUUGAGGUGCGAGCCUUGUACGGAUGGUAUGUCAACAAGUCGAAGAAGAAGACCUCCAACUUCGCAGCGGACGACGAGCAGCGACUGUACAAACACACUCUGCAGAAGUCGGACAAACAUGAUCGCUAUUCGCUAAUGGGCAUGGGCAACAUCCAUCUCGCUAUCGCGCGCGAGAUGCCACGAAGUUCGGAACAGGAUAAAGAGAAGCGUCGGAAGAGCUACGAGCGAGCCGUGGAAUUUUUCGACAAGGUGCUGCAACUCGAUCCGAAGAAUGCGUAUGCUGCUCAGGGUAUCGCCAUUGCGCUAGUAGAAGACAAGAAGGACUACUCCACAGCCCUGCAAAUCUUCUCAAAGGUCAGAGAAACACUCAAGGAUCACAGUGUCUUUGUCAACUUGGGACACACGUAUUGCGAGAUCAAGCAGUAUGCGCGAGCAAUUGAAAACUAUGAAGCAGCCCUAUCCCGAAACAGACACAACGACCCAAAGAUCCUGGCUUGUUUAGGACGAACCUGGUAUCUUCGAGCCAAGCAUGAAAACAGCAUCGCCGGAUUCCGCACCGCACUUGACUACUCAAAGCAAGCGCUCGCAGCCGCUCCCGCAGACCUCAACUCUCAGUUCAACGUCGCUUUCGUCCAGUUCCAGAUCGCCACCCGAAUCUACCAGCUCACCGAACAGCAGCGCACGCUCGAAGACGUCGACCAAGCCGUGAUAGGUCUCAACGAGGCGAUUGAAACACUUGAGAAACUCACUAAGGAAGAGAACCCGCCCUUCCCGCGUGCCGACAUCACCGCUCGUGCAAACAUGGGUCGUAAUACCAUGGUCAAGCAGCUCGAACGUACCCGCGAGAAGCAAGCCGCAUACGAAGGCGAGAACGCGACCAAGCUCGACCAAGCGCGCCGCAUCCGUGAAGCUGAAGUGCGCCGCCGCGAGGAAGAAAAGGCACGCGCAGAAGCAGAGGCCCUGGACAAGAAGCGCAAGUACGCCGAGGAGCAGCAGCGCCUCCUCCAGCGCGACCGCGAACUCAUGGAGAAGCGUAACGAAGAAGAACGUCGGCGCAUGGAAGAGGACGAGGACAAGGAAGUCCGCAAGGCGGAGCGCAAAGCACGUGGACCCAAAGGCCCGAAGCGCAAGAAGAAGGACGCCGACUCUGACACCGACGGUCUGCCUUCUGAUGACGACGAGCCACGCUCAAGGCGUAGGAGGACGACGGCUAGUGGUACUGAGGACCUAUCCGACGAAGAGCGGCCCCGCGAGAAGAAGAAGAGGAAGCUGGCCCGCAAGAGCGAACCAGUUGGUAAAUACAAGUCCGCGGAAUUCAUCGACGAUGAGAGCGACGAAGACGGUGCAGCGCCCGCUGAUGAUGGAGAGAAAGCCGAUGGCACGGCUGGAAGCGACGACGAUGGUGCCGCAGCUGCAGCUCCCCGUCCCCGCAAAGCCCGCGUCGUCGAUGACGAAGAUGAAGACGACGACGCCAUCGCCGCGCCAAAAGCUAAUGGCGACACCGCCAUGGACGAUGACGAGGAUGAGUAGCGCUGUCGCAUAUCAUUCCAUGGCGAGGUCCCAUGGCUUUCUUGAAGUCAAAGGGGAAACAUGUUGCAUCCGGCGUUCGUUUGAGCUAUCCGUCUAAUCCCUUUUUGCGCCUCUUAUUCUUCCUUUUUCUAAGUUCUUGCAUCAGCGCUACGGCGUCUUCGGGGGGACAGACAACGGGAAUCAUAUCAUCAGCUCCGUUUUAUUGUACGGCACUACUAAAAUUUGUAUACCACAUGCAAGGGCGGGGCUUAUAGAGAUGCAAUUCAAAGUAAAUGUAC
Alternaria rosae is the source of this 3949-nucleotide messenger RNA. RefSeq lists its product as uncharacterized. The record is from RefSeq and is a predicted model, not a curated record. Gene Ontology annotation, molecular function: RNA polymerase II complex binding. NCBI's taxonomy places the organism in Eukaryota, Fungi, Ascomycota, Dothideomycetes, Pleosporales, Pleosporaceae. Gene Ontology annotation, biological process: regulation of DNA-templated transcription. The coding region runs from base 132 to 3671 and encodes 1179 amino acids. Gene Ontology annotation, cellular component: Cdc73/Paf1 complex. The transcript has 3 exons.